AGACACAGUUGAAGAACAAGCACAUGGCCAAGAACACUAUAAUUAUAAACUGCAACCACCAUCGAGUUAUGGAAAAUAUCAAUUAUUGGGACGAGAAGACGAAUCUGUAUUUACGUUUCCACAAGAAAUUCACCUGAUUUCGCGCGACCGAACAACCGAACACCGUAAUUACGAUAAAAUCAGGUGCGCGCGUUUCAAAACAAUAAUACAUCAUCGUAACAACAACAACAUCGUCAACAACAACAAAUACAAAACAAAAAUAAAAUCGACGACGUUAAUAUAGUAUUAUUGUCGGAUUCCCGAAUAAACUAUAUUCUAUAUUCAAUUCAACUAAAUCCUCGAGAAGGAUGUCCACUGAACUGAGGGAAAGCGAAAGGCAGAGGAUGGAGGACGAACGCACUAAAGCGUACAAGAGGUCGAGGUUCGUGCGUAGCUCUUCGUUGGAACGAAUCCGGAAGUUCAACACUUACAUCUGCUCGCAAAACUACUACAUCCUUCCGGCAAUCUUAACCUGGUUGAGGAACUCGAGCACGGUCAUCCAGACCAACUUCGAACGUUCCAUCAUCUAUUCGAAGGCAACCAUCUACAAUUCGACUGUUUACAAGGUGUCCAGGAUUUGCACGAAGGCGAACAUCUCGAUGUACCUGGACGAUUUCCGGGACUUCUCGCGACACGCCAAAGACGAAUUCUGCAUGUUCUUCAGCGAACGUUUAGCAAUUUGCGGUGUUUACGCCACGAUAGUCGCGAUCUUCGUCCAACUACUGGUCUGCCUCUACACCCUGUGCACUGCUCUGAUGCCGGCCGGACUCGUCUUCAUGAUCGGCUGCCUUUACUACAUCACGCAUCUGAACUUGAAAUGUCUCAAGUUCUUCAUCGAUCAGGAAGCUCAGCUCGCCCAGCAGAACACACCGAAGAAAAUCUCAACCCCGAGCCCAGUCAAAACGAAACGUCUCUCGCGAAAAGACAUUCUGGGCAAAAGAACGAUAAGCAACUUUAACUUAUUUUAAGAGAGAACAAAAAAUCAUCAUUUCACACUUUACAUAGGUUUUAAUAUUUAUUUAUAUCAAAAUCGAUUUUUUUUUUAUGUUUGUUCUUAUCGACUAAGCGACUUUCGUUGUUGUCGUUAUGUAAGUAAAUUUCUUCGGCUAGUGUUUAUAUUUUUUUUUGUUAACAGGGAAAAGAUUAAAAAACUUAAAUUGGCCCCGAUUUCGAGAGGUGGUCUAAUUUUGCGACUGAUAUUAAUUUUUGGAUCGAGCAAUGAUGCAUCUCCCACAUUUUACUUUUUAACUAUUUUACGACUUAAUCUUAGACGAUUAGGAUUAUUUAAGAUUUAAUGUUAGCGAUUCUUCGAAUUUUUCGAAUGUACGAAGCUCUGUGAGAUAAUUAUUUUAAUUUCGAAUAAAUAAAGUUAUUUUUUAUCGUA
Messenger RNA from Nicrophorus vespilloides, 1423 nucleotides. RefSeq lists its product as uncharacterized. The record is from RefSeq and is a predicted model, not a curated record. The transcript has 2 exons. Lineage: Eukaryota; Metazoa; Arthropoda; Insecta; Coleoptera; Silphidae. Bases 348 to 1007 code for a protein of 219 amino acids.